AUGGCCGAAGCACUUGUUUCUUCCAUCUUGACAAUGGCAAAAGCACUUGCUUCUUCCAUGUCGGAGCAACUCAUUGCUAUCAGUACUAAGAUUGCACGGCAAGAGCUGAAGUUAGUAACGGAUGUUGAGAAAGAAGUCGAAAAGCUUGAUAGCAAUUUUAAGGCCAUCCGCAAUACGCUUGAAGAAGCAGAGCAAAGGCAAAUAGUGGAGAAAAAUGUGAAAGUUUGGUUAGAAAAGCUCAAAGAAGUGUCUUGUGACAUGGAGCGUCUGUUGGAUGAGUGGAGAACUGCACUCUCCAAGUUACAAACAGAUCCUGAAUUAGAUGUAAGUGCUUCUAUUCCCAAGAGGAAGAAAACUUCCUUAACUUCAUGGGUUUCUUCUUGUCGUCAAGUUGUUUGGCAUCGUGACAUUGCUAACAAAAUAAAACGAAUCAAUGAAAGGCUAGAUGAGAUUGCUAAGCAGAAAGAUAGAUAUCAUUUGACAAAAACCAAACAAUAUAGUCGAGUAGAGAGUACAUCUUUUAUUGAUGUGUCCAAGUUACAUGGUCGAGAUGAGAUUAAAAAAGAGAUAGUGGAGAUAUUGUUGAAUGGGACUAGUGAAGAAGGCUGCAUUCAGACCAUCUCUCUAGUAGGGAAGCGAGGGAUCGGAAAAACAGCUCUUGCUCAAUUAAUCUUUAAUGAUCAAAAAGUUCAAGCACACUUCAACAAAAACGUAAAGUGGGUGUGGGUCUCGGAGCGUUUUGAUCCAAACAAAAUUGCGAGAGCAAUUUUAGGAAUUCUGGACAAAGAUUCAGCUGACAACCUCCAAAAUCCAAUUCCCUUACAAGAUGUUCUGACCAAAAUUUCUGAAAAAAUCGGAAGUGCAAAAUUCUUGCUUGUUUUAGAUGAUGUGUGGACAGACCGUGAUGAAGAUUGGGAGCCACUAGAAGCUGUUUUACAACAAAACAAGUCUGGAAGUAAGAUUUUAGUGACUACUCGUAAAGAAUCAGUUGCAACGCGGAUGGAAUCCUCUCGAGUGUUUCGUUUGAAAGAAUUAUCUGAUGAAGUGUGCUGGUUGAUACUUAGUCAAUCGGCCUUUAAGGGAAAGGGAAAUGAGUUGCGUAAAAACUUGGAGGAUAUUGGAAGGGAAAUAGCAAAGAAGUGUAAAGGUUCACCACAUGUUGCUAAGACUUUGGGAAGAUUGCUGCGGAAGGAAAAUACUAGGAGUGAGUGGCAAAAUAUACUGAAUAGUCAGAUAUAG
Molecule: messenger RNA, 1239 nt
Organism: Durio zibethinus
Lineage: Eukaryota; Viridiplantae; Streptophyta; Magnoliopsida; Malvales; Malvaceae
Source: RefSeq, a predicted model, not a curated record